AGCAUCGUGUCAGAUGGACCAUAUUGGGAUAACCUCCAGUAUCUGUCUCAGCUACAAAGCUGUCUUAAGAUGUAUUCGCAAACCCUUAUUAAUUUUCACUCUUCAAGGAUCAAAUAGAAGAAGCCACGAUUGAGGUGUAAAUGUAUGGGCAUCAGAGAGCCCAGUAUGAAGAAGACAGGCAGACCGGUGGUGAGUAAGGCUCAGAGUGGAGAGAGGGGGAAGACUGAAGGCGCUGCUACAGGAAUCACAGGCAAGGCUGCAGCCAAGACCACCACAACGGCACCUCUGUUAAAGGUUAAAAGCAAUGAUGAUCUGCUAGCAGCAAUGGCAGGGGGCACUCCAGCUAUGAACAGCACUGUGACCAAGAACAAGAGGACUGCCUCCACAGGGACCAGCAGUGGUAACCCAGACAGUAAACCAAAGACUAGCUCAGGUUCUUCAGCCAAGCGUGUGACGUCCUCUACCUCCAAGGAGCCCAACUCGUUAAGGGACCGUCUGCGAACAUCCAGAACAUCGGCUAGUAAAAAGCAGUCAUCGUCAGGGGCGGGGCAGGAGGAUGUGGCCCAGGGAAAGCGCUCUCGCACCCAGCAGCUGGCAGAGUCGGAGGGCCGCAUGAACAAGUCUAAAUCAGACAGCCAGAUCAGUGUCAAGGUGGCCCUGGAGGCCAAAGUGAAAGACCUGCUGGGUUUGGCCAAGAGCAAAGACUUGGAGAUCCUGCACCUGCGCAGCGAGCUGAGGGACAUGAGGGCCCAGCUGGGCCUGGGAGGGGAGGUUCCCCCAGAGGAGGGAGGAGGAGGGGAGGAGGAGAAGCCCCAGGAGAGGGAGGUGUCAGCCAUCACAGCAGCGGAUGUGGAGUCCACACUGCUUCUCCUGCAGGAGCAGAACCAUGCCAUUCGUGAGGAGCUGAACCUGUUGAAGAGUGAGAACCGCAUGCUGAAGGACCGGCUCAACGCGCUGGGCUUCUCCCUGGAGCAGAGGCUGGAUGGCUCUGACAAGUUCUUCAGCUACCCCUCCCUGAGCCCAGACCUGGCAGUCAGCAGCGGGCACAGUGAUGGCGGGGGCACUGGUACCCUCACCUCCUCUGUGGAAGGCUCUGCCCCGGGCUCCCUGGAGGACCUGCUGACGGCCCAGCAGCACAGUGGUUCAGUGGACAACCUGGACAGUGAGUCCAGCGAGGUCUACCAGGGCGUCACCUCCAGCGAUGAUGCCCUGGACGCCCCCUCCGGAGCCUCGUCCUCCUCCGACUCGGAGAGCGUGCCCAGGCGAGAGCGCUCACGCCGGGGCAGCAGCGGCAACGCCAGCGAGGUGUCUGUGGCCUGCCUGACGGAGCGCAUUCACCAGAUGGAGGAGAACCAGCACAGCACGGCCGAGGAGCUGCAGGCCACACUACAGGAGCUUGCUGACCUGCAGCAGAUCACCCAGGAGCUGAACGGAGAGAACGAGAGGCUAGGGGAAGAGAAGGUAAUCCUCAUGGACUCCCUGUGCCAGCAGAGCGACAAGCUGGAGCACUACGGCCGGCAGAUUGAAUACUUCCGCUCUCUGCUGGACGAUCACCACUUGUCCUACGUCCUGGAGGAGGACAUCAAAAGUGGCCGCUACAUGGAGCUGGAGCAGCGCUACGUGGACCUGGCCGACAACGCCCGUUUCGAGAGGGAGCAGCUGCUGGGAGUGCAGCAGCACCUCAGCAACACGCUGAAGAUGGCGGAGCAGGACAACACUGAGGCCCAGGAGGUCAUUGGGGCUUUGAAGGAAAGAAACCACCACAUGGAGCACAUCAUGGAGUCUGAGAGGCAGGACCGGGGGGCCAUGGUGGCAGCGCUGGAGGAGUAUAAGGCAGCGGUAAGCUGUGACCAGGUAGAGCUGAGCCGCUGCAGGGCCCAGCUGGACCAGGAGAGGCAAAAGGUGGCUGAGCUCUACUCCAUCCACAACUCUGGAGACAAAAGUGACAUCUGCCAGCUGCUGGAGGGGGUUCGGCUGGACAAGGAGGCGGCGGAGGGCAGGGCUGCCAAACUACAGGAGGAGCUGAGCCACGCCCGCACUGAUGUCACCAGACUGCAGGACACCCUCAGUAAGCUGGAUCGGGAGUACCGGGACAUCCAGGAGCAGGAGCAGAAGCAAAUGGCAGAGCAGAAGCGUGGGCUGGAGAAGCAGCGCGGGGAGCUGCAGGAGAAGGAGACUGAGAUCGGGGACAUGAAGGAAACCAUCUUUGAGCUAGAGGAUGAGGUGGAGCAGCACCGAGCCGUAAAACUCCACGACAACCUCAUCAUCACAGACCUAGAGAACUCUGUAAAAAAACUGCAGGACCAGAAGCGUGACAUGGAGCGGGAGAUUAAGAUUCUGCACCGGAGGCUGAGGGAAGAGUCGGCAGAGUGGCGUCAGUUCCAGGCUGAUCUGCAGACGGCCGUGGUCAUCGCUAAUGACAUCAAGUCGGAAGCACAGGAGGAGAUUGGGGAUAUGCGGCACCGUCUCCGCGAGGCCCAGGAGAAGAACGAGAAGCUUGGCAAGGAGCUGGACGAAGUCAAGAACCGCAAGCAGGAUGAGGAGAGGGGCAGGGUGUAUAACUACAUGAAUGCAGUGGAGAGGGAUCUGGCUGUACUGAGGCAGGGCAUGGGCCUGAGCCGUCGCUCCUCUACCUCCUCUGAGCCCUCUCCCACCGUCAAAACCCUCAUCAAGAGCUUUGACAAUGCCUCCUCACAAGGUACCCCAACCUGCGAGUGCCCAGUCCCCACGGCCGCUGCCCCUGCUGCUCCGACAGCACCUGCUGCCACAUUACCACGCACUCCCCUGAGCCCCAGCCCCAUGAAGACCCCUCCUGCAGCCGCCAUCUCACCUAUACAGAGACACUCCAUAACUGGGUCCAUCUCUGCACCCAAACCCCUCUCCUCUCUGAGUGACAAAAGGCCCAGCUACGCAGACAUCAGCAUGCCAGCGGAGCAUCUUCUCAGGGGCUCCUCUGCCAGCCGCCCUGCCUCUGCUCUCCAGAGGGUGUCCAACAUGGACUCAUCGAAGGCCAUGGCCAUCUCAGUGUCCCGCAGGAGCAGUGAGGAGAUGAAGAGGGACAUCUCUGCACCUGAAGGUGGCUCCUCCUCUCUGAUGGCCAUGGCCUCUGGUUCCUCCCUGUCCUCCUCCUCCCCCACCGCCUCUGUCACCCCCACCGCACGCAGCCGCCUCCGAGAGGAGCGGAAGGACCCCCUCUCAGCGCUGGCCCGGGAGUAUGGGGGCUCCAAGAGGAACGCACUGCUCAAGUGGUGCCAGAAGAAGACUGAGGGGUACCAGAACAUUGACAUAACAAACUUCAGCAGCAGCUGGAAUGACGGCCUUGCGUUCUGCGCUGUGCUCCACACCUACCUGCCUGCUCACAUCCCCUACCAGGAGCUCACCAGCCAGGAAAAGAGACGAAAUUUCACACUAGCCUUCCAGGCUGCAGAGAGUGUGGGGAUCAAGUCCACUCUGGACCUCAAUGAGAUGGCCAGUACUGAGAGACCAGACUGGCAGAGUGUGAUGACCUAUGUCACAGCCAUCUACAAGUACUUUGAGACCUGAUGUGAUCUCUCCACCCAACAUGGCAAGCACAACCUGCAGUCCAGCCUGCUAGCUCCUCUGACCUCAGCGCACCUCCAACACUUCAACUCGACAUUCAACUCAGCUGUUAUGCCUCACUUCACUGAGCCACCCUUCACCCCAACACCCAGCCAUGCCGCACACCGGCCGCUCUGUCUCUCGUCUAGACGCCUUCUAGUUUGAGUCACCAUAAGAAACGUUCAAAUAAGCUCACUGUUGACUUCCUAAAGCUAAUCAUGGUUAUUUCUAUGAUGAACAGUCUGGCAUUUUUUACUGACACAUUUAGUGUGAUGAACACAGCCUAAGGGCACUUCAAGCACCUGUUCAGGGCCUGUUCUGUUUGGGAUGCUAUAUUUACUCUUAUCCAUUACUGGAUAACCCAGUUGAGGUGAUCCUCAGUCCAGAUUGUCUGGUUAAACCAAUAUGAUCUGAUCUACAAUAAGAGCCUGCAGAUCUACUAGCUCUACUCUCCGUGACCAGAGUUGGGGAACAUGCUACAUACUAUCCCAGCCUUUGUGCCUUGCACCCGGCUUUGAUUCUUCUAACCAAGUGGUUAUCCCAAAUGUUUAAGCCAAACCAUACCCAGUGUGCAGUGUGUCCACCCUAGUAAUCAUGGGACACAUUUUCUAUGGAAAUCAGACAAGGCAUUUUUUGCUCCGUUGUCUUCCUGACCCAUUGAACACUGUGAAGGGGCCUCUUCUAUUAUGGAUUAAGUGCCUGUUUGAUUUACAUCGCUGGAGAUUUACUAAGAGACGGUUGGAGCAAAAAUUGCUAAAUGAAACGUUUCAAUGCUCCAUGCUUUCAAAGCAUCUUUGGAGGAAUCUAAGUGAAGCUUUUUAGAAGUGAUUCUGCAGUUCUAUGAACACUAGCUACAUCAUAAGGGAAAAGCUGUCAGGUGCUCUCUUGGUCACCUGUAAGAUUCAAGUUACAAUUGAAUGUGCUUUUGGACUAUUUUUAGGAGAGUGAUCAUUGCUACGUUAACAUAAUUUGUUUUGCUAACAGAGA
Messenger RNA from Salvelinus namaycush (lake trout), 4566 nucleotides. Its product is annotated as cytospin-A-like. The transcript is spliced from 16 exons. Gene Ontology annotation, molecular function: protein binding. Gene Ontology annotation, biological process: actin cytoskeleton organization. The coding region runs from base 145 to 3543 and encodes 1132 amino acids. NCBI's taxonomy places the organism in Eukaryota, Metazoa, Chordata, Actinopteri, Salmoniformes, Salmonidae. The record is from RefSeq and is a predicted model, not a curated record. Gene Ontology annotation, cellular component: microtubule organizing center; filamentous actin.